Messenger RNA from Falco peregrinus (peregrine falcon), 10762 nucleotides. RefSeq names its product phospholipase C eta 2 (gene PLCH2). Lineage: Eukaryota; Metazoa; Chordata; Aves; Falconiformes; Falconidae. The transcript has 28 exons. Gene Ontology annotation, molecular function: phosphatidylinositol-4,5-bisphosphate phospholipase C activity; calcium ion binding. The coding region runs from base 3880 to 9363 and encodes 1827 amino acids. Gene Ontology annotation, biological process: lipid metabolic process; phosphatidylinositol-mediated signaling. The record is from RefSeq and is a predicted model, not a curated record.
GCUUCCCUCCGCCCCACAGCGCUGCGGCGGCCGCCGCCUGCCGGCCUUCCCGCCUUGGGGGGGCGGGCGCCCAGCGCGCUUCCUAACGCGGCCGCAGAGCGUGGCCUGAGGGGUGGCUGUAGUGCCCUGGCUGAGUUUACAGGUCAAGAAACUAAAGAAGAGCUCGAGAGACUUUUUUUGCAAAGCUGAAAUGCUGGCUGAUGAGCACUUAAUUAUUAGACUGGAAACCAUUUAUAAAGCUGAAGAUAAGUUCAGGCUUCGGAAGGAGAUGGGACAAAUUGAGAAACAAAGAAGUGAUGGGACACCUAGAAAGUAAUGCAUUGGAAAUAAGCUUAAUUCAGCAUUCUGCCUCCUGGAACAGGUCUUUUUUGCCCGUGCAACGUUGGGUUACAUUUUUAAGUGCUCUGGAGUUUUAUGUGUAUAUGUCAAUAUGUUUAUAAGAAAAAUGAAGUACCUGAAUAUAUUUAUUUUUAAACCUAACAAGUUCCUGAAUGCUCUCAGGAAAAAGGAAACUAUUUCUAUACAUGUUACAGCUACUCUGAUAUGCUUUUGGACAGUUAACUGUUAUUGCAGGACAAAGCCUUGCUACUGAUAAGAAGUUGCUCUUCUGCAUAGUUGAAGAGUGGACAGACUUUUUUCCUUUUAGUAGUUCUUUCUUAAGGGAAUGUUUUCUAGUCUAUGAUUUUGCUCUCUGUAAACAAGUAACAGUUAAGAAGUGUGAAUAUUCAGGGGAAAAUACAAAACAGGCAAAUGAAAACAACAGAAAAUUCAAAGCAUUAGGUAGGACUGUUAGUUGUGAAAUAACAAAGUGAAAUAAUUUAAUAUUAAACAUUCAAUCCUGCCAACUCUUGGGGGAAUUUGUGUCUUUGUUGAUCUGCCUUCCACUUUUGCCUUACUUAUUCUUUCUGUCACUUUUUUUCUUGUUCUUCCUGUUAGUGUCUUGGUAGUUGUGCUGCCAUAUGUUGUAUGAUAAAAUUUCUUCUCCUGAAACUAGUUUUUUUAAGGGAAUAAAAAACACUGCCUGUUGAGGGCCAGUGUUGUGCUGCAGGUGUCAGUCUAGACUCAAACUUGUGCUCAUUCUGCAUAUUUCAGGUAAUUUCCCUUUCUCUGAGAAAGUUGCAGGAAACCAGUUGUCGUUUUUAUUUUGUAGACCUGGAAUUACUAAACAAAAGGACUGUAAGUGGUACUUUGAGCAGUGAUUUGUGAUUGCUGAUUAGAAGUGGGGCUGAAACUCAUUGGUAGUGAGUUCAGGUUCUGUAUAUAUGCAUGCUAAAGAUGAUAUUGUUCAGUGAUGAUGUGGAAGUGAGGAGCACUGGACAAUUCUUAAAAGUCUGAGGGAGGAAACCUGAAUUGGCAAAUGUUUUGUGAUGUGUGGAGGAUUCAGUGAAUUAUGCCUUGCUUCUCCUUCCUUCUAUUUUCUCACUUCCCUAUGAGUCUGCAUACUCCUUUUUGGAGAAUAAUGGUUUUGAAAUGUUCUGUGAAAAUGGAUAUGUAAGUAAUCUUUUCUUGACAGUCACAUGAAUGUGACAUGAAAUGGCUUCUGUUCCAAUGCUGCGCAGUGUUUGUGUGUGUUAGCGUAGCUGGCAUUUACCUCUCACUUGAAGAAAGUUUUAUCAGUCUGUAUUUGCAAAUGUUGGGUUUUUUCCUUUUGUUAUAUUUCUUAAAUCUUUCUGCUGUGUAGAAAGUUUAGAUCUUCUGCAUAUAGCCCCCUGUGUUGAUUUACAUGGAGAUUUUUCUGUUUCGUUCACAGAAUUUGCUAUGCAUAGAAUUUGGGCUAAUGAAUAGUGCAACAUUUAUAUGCAACACUGUUUCAUACAAUGGGGAAUAUAUAAUCCACCAAAUAAGAGUAUGUAUUCAUUCCUGUGUGGGGACAGACAACCCCCUUGAAAAACUUCCCAACAAAAUUACUUCUUGGACUGGGAAGCAGUAGAGGGAAGUUCUACAGUUAGGAUUAUUUCAUAUAGGCUGGGAUUAUUCUUUGUAGAUCCAGGCCAAACCCGCUUCUCCCAUAGAUUCCAUCCUCUGGCAAAACCAAAACAAUGAAUUAAAAGAUUUAGAAUGAGAGAAGUGGCUGAUAUGAAUGCAGACUGUAUAAGUAGUGCAUUUUUUGUAAGGAGAAGAAAUAUGUGCUAUAUUUGCCAAAAUAAUAAACCAGCACUUUUUCCUAAUCUAACACUAAGCAGUUAAGCAUAUUAAGCUUAAAAAGCAUAGUGCCAUACACACCUCAAGGACCUGAGGCUCUAGAACCUUUCAAAUACUGCCUACUAACCUGAUGAAUGUCUCUUGAAUACUCUCUAUCAUGAGAAUUAUUAUAUAGAUUCUUGUCCUACCAUGAUCCUUUACCAGUGUGAUGGUUCAGCUGAUGCUGGAAGUGACAUGGUAAACCAGCCUGGGAUUAACCUGGCUAGUUGUUCUCUUCGUCACAUGCAGCAAGACCAGGCUAACGUUACACAGCGAUCUGCAAGGAAAAUCUGUUUCUUCUGCUUUGUAUUGUGAUUGAUAUUGGCAACUGCAGAAAAGUGCCAUAUCUCUUAAAAUCUAGCUGCUGUCUUUUACUUAAGCUUUUGCAAGACAAAUUCCUGUGCAGAAUUUGUUUCCAUUGUAUGCUUCUCUACUUUUCCUUAUAACAGACCUGCUAAGGGAGUGACUUGCUUCACUGACGUUAACAUAAGGAAGUCCAAAAUGUAAAACAAACUCAGUGCACAGUAAUGAUUAACUUCUCCUCCCACAUGUUGCUUGUCUGUGCAUUAUUAAAUAUGGUUUUACCUCUGCAGACCUGUUAGUAUAAAGAGGUUUGGCGUGCAGCUUUCAAACACGGCAAUAAGCAGAUGUUUCAGUUUCCAACCUGAAGAACAGGUUCUGCAGAUGUAAAAGGAACGAAACGUCUGCUCAGGAUUGUUACCACCCUCUGAUUCCUUUUGCCUCCUCCCACUUUGAACUUGUUACCCUGGAGCUGGACUGUUUGAAUAAGGACUGUAAGAGCUGCUUUGUGAUCAGUGAGCUGAGAGCCCUUAACAUGUAAAGUGCAGGGGUGGAGCCUUCGCUCUCAGACUUCGGAGUUCCCUCCCCCCUCUUUUUUUGUCACGCUUAUGAAGGUUCCGAUGCACCGUGCAAAGAAGCCAGGACAGCUUGUCUGCACUGUCCAGAGGGAAGAGGCAAAGAUCCACAAGUCUUCUAGGGCUGCAGAUACAUGGAUUGUUUGUUAACUCCUGCCUUGUCAUUGGAUUUUGGGGGACAUUCAGCUUGCUGAUUCAGGGAGAGGGGCUGGCCUACUCCCCCACACCCCUGCUACCCCAAAACAAUAUGGCUAUGCUGAAGGAGGGGAGAAAGUGUCACGGAAGACACACCGUACGUGUAAGAGCAAGUAAUCCUAUAAGCUGAAGAGUUGUGGCUGGACUUCAAAAAGUGUCAGAAUCACACAUGUGCCUCAGUAGAGGGUCUUGUGAAAAGUAUAUCCAGGAUAGACAAGCUUAAUUGAGCCUUGGCAAGUCAGCUCUCUCUCUCUCUGUGUUUGCAACAUGCAAGAAACCCUGGGAAGAUACACUGAAUACUUGUAACUAUUUUGCUCCUGGAAGGGCCAUUGCAUCCAUGCCAUCAAGACUGAGCUCAGUGGUAGUUCCUUCUCCACACUGAUGCUAUAAAUCCUGUUCGUCAAUGUGUGGAAUAUGUGUCAGCAGGAUUAAGCCAGGACAGUCUCUUGAAUGUGGAAUUCCAGAGAAGGCACUCAUCGUGACUUCUGAAGCAAGCCAGCAACAUCCUGAAAUUCUGGGUUUUACUAAGAUACUUCUAUUCCUCAGCUGAAUAUUUCUGCAGACAUCUGCUCUGAGAUAGUUUGACUUGGAGCAAACACUUGUUUCUAGGCUGCUCUGAAAGCUUGAGAUGGCUUUGACUUCUCCAAAACCUGUAGCAGGAGAUUUGACACAAAAACUCAUGCUCCAUGAUGGAAACGGUUUCCAUUUCCUCUCUGCAAACAUCAUCACAAUAGUGGAAAGAUGUAUGAGUUCCAUGCAAACUGGUACCCAAAUGAUCAAACUCCGUGGCAGCUCCAAAGGGUUGGUCCGCUUCUAUUACUUGGAUGAGCACAAGUCAUGUAUUCGCUGGAGACCCUCUCGAAAGAAUGAGAAAGCCAAAAUUUCUAUCGACUCUAUUCAGGAGGUUUGUGAGGGGAAGCAAUCAGAGAUCUUUCAGCGCUAUGCCGAUGGCAGUUUUGAUCCCAACUGCUGCUUCAGCAUCUACUAUGGGGACCAUAUGGAAUCUCUUGACUUGGUAUCUUCCAGUGGAGAGGAAGCACGCACCUGGAUCACAGGGCUAAAAUAUCUGAUGGCAGGGAUCAGUGAUGAAGACAGCCUCUCAAAACGCCAAAGGACCAGAGACCAGUGGUUGAAGCAGACGUUUGAUGAAGCAGAUAAAAACGGUGAUGGCAGUCUGAGUAUCAGUGAAGUGCUCCAGCUAAUGCACAAACUGAAUGUGAACCUACCCCGACAAAAAGUCAAGCAGAUGUUUAAGGAGGCUGACACGGAUGAUAACCAGGGCACAUUGGGCUUUGAUGAGUUCUGCGCAUUCUAUAAGAUGAUGUCAACACGGCGUGAUUUGUACCUGCUAAUGCUCACGUACAGCAACCACAAAGACUACCUAGAUACAGAUGACCUGAGACGCUUUCUGGAGAUUGAACAGAAGAUGACGAAUGUGACUAAAGAACACUGCCUGGAAAUCAUCAGCAAAUUUGAACCAUGCCUGGAGAACAAGAAGGAGGGAGCUCUGGGGAUUGAUGGUUUCACCAAUUACAUGCGGAGUCCAUCAGGGGACAUAUUCAACCCAGAACACUACCAAGUGAAUCAGGACAUGAGUUAUCCUUUGAGUCACUAUUUCAUUACCUCUUCACAUAAUACCUACCUCAUGGGAGAUCAGCUGAUGUCCCAGUCUAGGGUGGACAUGUAUGCAUGGGUGCUACAAUCUGGCUGUCGGUGCGUAGAAGUUGACUGCUGGGAUGGGCCAGACGGUGAACCAAUUGUCCACCAUGGAUACACUUUGACUUCCAAAAUUCUCUUCAAAGAUGUGAUUGAAACUAUCAACAAAUAUGCCUUUAUCAAGAAUGAGUACCCUGUCAUCUUGUCAAUUGAGAACCAUUGCAGUGUCAUUCAGCAGAAGAAGAUGGCUCAGUACCUUACAGAAAUCCUGGGAGACAAACUGGAUCUGUCUUCUGUGCACAAUGAUGAUUCUACCAAGCUCCCUUCACCAGCAAGUCUUAAAGGAAAGAUACUGGUUAAGGGGAAGAAACUUCCAGCCAACAUCAGUGACGAUGCAGAGGAAGGUGAAGUUUCUGAUGAGGACAGUGCUGAUGAGAUUGAUGAUGACUGUAAACUGAUGAACGGAGAUGCAUCUGCUAAUAGGAAAAGAGUGGAGAAUAUAGCAAAGAAGAAACUCGACUCGCUGAUAAAAGAAUCCAAAAUCCGUGACUGUGAAGAUCCAAACAAUUUUGCAGUUACUGCUCUACCAUCAUCAGGAAAGGCUGGUCUAAAAUCAGAUAGUAAGAAGAAUAAACUUGAGGAUGACAUGGAAUCUGGGGAAGACUUCAGUACCAGUAAAAGGCACGGCCGGUCAUUGAUGGGCAGCUUUUCUAAACGCAAGAAAAAAGGAAGCAAAUUGAAAAAGGCAACAAGUCUGGAAGAGGGUGAAGAUGAUUUGGAUUCUCAAGGAAAUUUAGCCAGGAGCUCUGUACAUUGCAGCAGGAUAAACAGACAGAAGAAAACAAUGAAGCUGUCCAGAGCACUCUCUGACCUGGUGAAAUACACGAAGUCUGUUGGCAUUCAUGAUGUUGAAACUGAAAUCUCUUCCAGCUGGCAGGUUUCAUCAUUCAGUGAAACAAAAGCCCACCAGAUACUGCAGCAAAAGCCAGCACAGUAUCUACGUUUCAACCAGCACCAGUUAUCCCGCAUCUACCCAUCAUCUUACCGUGUGGACUCUAGCAACUACAAUCCUCAGCCAUUCUGGAAUGCUGGCUGCCAACUUGUUGCACUAAACUACCAGUCAGAGGGGAGAAUGCUGCAACUGAACCGGGCCAAAUUUAGUGCCAAUGGGAGUUGUGGCUAUGUCCUCAAACCAAACUGUAUGUGUCAAGGUGUCUUUAAUCCAAAUUCUGAAGACCCACUGCCUGGUCAAUUGAAGAAACAGCUGGUUCUAAGAAUUAUUAGUGGCCAACAACUCCCAAAACCACGUGAUUCCAUGUUGGGAGACAGAGGAGAGAUUAUAGAUCCAUUUGUUGAAGUAGAAGUUAUAGGCUUACCUGUUGAUUGCUUCAAAGAACAAACUAGAGUAGUUGAUGAUAAUGGUUUUAACCCAAUGUGGGAGGAAACGUUGGUGUUCACUGUACACAUGCCGGAGAUCGCACUGAUUCGGUUUCUUGUUUGGGAUCAUGAUCCAAUUGGGCGUGAUUUUAUUGGACAGAGAACAAUAGCUUUCAGCAGUAUGAUGCCAGGUUACCGACACGUGUACCUGGAGGGUAUAGAAGAGGCAUCCAUCUUCGUUCAUGUGGCCAUUAAUGAUAUCUGUGGUAAGGCCAAACAAGCUCUAGGUCUCAAAGGCCUGUUUCUCAGAAAUCCAAAGCAGGCCUCUCUGGACAGUCAUGCUGCUGGUCAGCUCCAUCGCAAACAUUCCUUUAGCAGCCACAUCUUGAGACGGACAGCCAGUGCACCCACCAAAAGCCAGAAGAAGAACAAGAAGGGCUUUCCUGAAAUCGCUUUUGACACAAAAGACAACAGCUGCGAAGGUGUCGGUGAAGCCUGUGAAGUGGAAGCUGCCUCACAGCCUCGCUUUGAGCAAGAGCCAGAAAGUGCUGGUCUGUCACCAGCUCCCCGAGAUGGUGCCACUGGGGAGGUGCACGGCAAGGGGUUGAAAGGUAAGGCCCAUGGUUCUCGUAAAGCCAAAAGCCAGAGUUGUGCUCAAGGGGGUGCUGCUUUCAGUGAACCCAUACAGAGGUCUAACAGGGUCCGGCUUCAGGAGCACCAGAGUGAGAAGCAAAGUGUCUUUGCACGCUGUGCCAUCAACAGUUCUGGUAGGAUUGGAGUGGCCACCAAUUGCAUGAAAUGCAUGAUUGGUUCCAAAGAAAGCCCAGAUCUAGAAUGCAAGUGGAGUGACCAGCCUACCAGGCCUAUUGCUAAAGAUAUAUUUCACCACGAUCAGUAUAGCAGUAUAACUGGAGAAGAGAGAUUAGAGCUAAAAACCUGGGCUGUUAAAGGUCAGCCCAGGCAGCAAGCAGAUUUGCAGUCUUGCAGCAGCCCUGGAACUGCCGAUGAUCUAACAAGGAGCACUCAGUCUUUUGUGACCCCAGGGAAGAAAAGUCUUGAAUCUAAAUGUCACGGACUAAAGGCUCAUUCCCGGCAGCGGUGGCAGUGCCAAUCAGGUGGCAAGUAUGGAAGCACUGUCAACUUGGUUGCAGCCAGCAAUGGCUCUAUAUCCUCCAACUCCAGCAGUCUAGAAAGCCUUGGAAGCCCAGAAUUCCCCAGUCGCUGGUCUGAAACUUCUCGAAGGCAAGUGGGCACCCUACAGAGGGAAAUGAAUGCCUUGUUCGUUCAAAAAAUGGAGGAAAUUCGAAGUAAAUCCCCUAUAUUCUUUACUGAUGUCUGCCAUUUCUCAAUACAGAGGUCAGUCACUUCUUUAUGCAGCCUAGAAACUAUCACUGAAGAGCCUGUUAUUGCCAAUGAAAACCAUCAUGCCAGCCUUUUCUUCCCUCUACCCGUUACUCCUUACAGUGAUUCUGAAGAAGGGUCUGUGUCUGAUCAUUCCACCGAAUCUCGAUCAGAAGCAAGCAGCACAUCCAACCAACCUCAAGAAUCUCUACUCAGUAGAGAACAAAGAACAAAUCUGGCUGCAGAAGACCAAGUGCAGGCAGUCGCGAGAGCAGAUGACACCAGCUUAGUAGUCCAAGAAGAUGAGAGGACGAGCAUGGCAGGAUGUCUUGAAGAAGAAAAUGGUUGGACACAGGCACGCGGGAAAGCUGGAGAUGAGUAUGGAUUGGCAGGGCAUCCGCAAAGAGCCUGGCUGGAAGUGGCAGCAGAUAAGACUGCUGGCCAACCUGUUGAAAACUGCCAGAAGCGAAGUGACCGACCAGGUCAGGUAUUACCAGACACGAAAAGCACCAUUGAAUCCAAAGGGCCAGAACCUGGCACAGCAGGUGUUCUGCUGCAGCAAAACAGUGGGAUUAACAGCACACAGACAACUUCGCCUCCAGAUACUUUCCAGAAAGCCCAGGCUGCACAGGCUGUACCUGUUUCUGUUUCUCAGACCAGCUCUUACAUGUUGGUAAGAAGGUCCAAGAGUGAAGGACUGAAGGUGUCAGACUCCUCAGCCUUAAUAAAAAUUCCAAGUAGCCUGUCUCCAGCAGCAGAAAUAUACUUUGAUGCCACUGUUAAUGACCGGAUCUGGAGCAAGCUAGAUUGCAGCAAUCAUCGUGACAGCAUGUCUUCCUCUUCCAGCAUGUCCUCCAACGACACUGUGAUAGACCUCUCUCUACCCAACCUAGCUCGCAAAAGCCUCCCAGAUCUUGGCAUCCGUCAUGAAAAUUUUGAGCCCCUUGCCAUAAGAAAGGGUAUGCGUCCACGGUCUGCUACAACGUCCAGUAAUGAGAUGCCAAUGGUGAGCAAGAGCAAAUCCAAUCCUAACCUGAGGUCUGGCCAGCUGCCAGCAGAUGAGUUGUGCCCCCGUCCUCUUGCCAGGAGCCCUCAAGAUGCAUUCUCAUCCAUUCCUAGAAGGCAUACCUGGAGCAGGCUGUAUAUAGAAAGUCUCAGACAGUCUUCUAACAAAUCCAAAGCACAUGAUAUGGUUGGGAAUAACCAGGCAAAAUCCAAGAGUCUUGGAGACCUUACCUCUGAUGAUAUUGUGUGCACUUUUGAAAGCAAAUACCGUAGCAUCAGCAGGAGUUUUGUCACUCGAUCGAUGCGGGAGCAGCGCCGCUCUCCAGGCCUGAGAUCCUCAGUCAAAUCCCAGGAUGAACUGACCGAGCAGCUGAAGAAGCUGACAGCCUUUCAGCAGGAAAAUGAUAUCACUUCUCCCAUCAGUCUUGAUCCAACUGAAUCUGAAGAGGAAGGGGAGAGCCUGGGACUCCUUCGCAGGUCUUCAUCCCGCAGCCAGAGCAGGGUGCGGUACAUUGCCAACAGGGCGAAGCAAGCUCAGGAGAGGCAGCGGCUGCAGAGCCUGGGCCAGCUCAGUGGGAGUCCCAUUGAGGAGAGGGGAAAUCCAGAGGGAGCCUGCAGCGUUGCAAAAGCAGUUUGUAUGGAUAUGGCUUCUCCUGCCGUGUUUACAUCCCAGCCCAAGAACCAAACUGAUUAUAACACUGACACAGAAGUCUUCUUUAUGCUGAAACUGUAAUUCUGGGGAGCGCUGAAUAAGGCAAUGUUUACAUUCCUGUCAAAACAAAAUGUAGUGACCUGAGAGGCACAUGUCCUCAUGUGGCUCAGUGCUUCCUGGCCUUCCCUUGAUUGUAAGGGUACUUAAUGUCAUGACUCCAGCAGAAAAGCUGUGCUAAAUUUGUCAGCAGUUAUGGAAAUAGAACAAUCAAGUGAAAUUGCAGACUUGUAUUUUUACAGUCCUGGAUCUGACCUCUUUUUUUUUUUUUUUUUUUUUUUUUAAAUGACACUUUUCCCAGCCUCAAAUUUGGCCUCUUUGUGUGUGACCACUUCUUGCAUUUGCAGUUUGCUUUCUGCAAAUCUCAUGUUCUUCACUACUUUCAGUAAUUCCUUCUUAUAAUAGGUAAACAUCUGUGUGAUGUUAAUGACAGCUAAGGUACAUUUUGCUCUUACAGGUUGUGGAUCCAUGAAAAGAGGGUGGAGUUAAAGUCAUGAUCUCUGUUUCGUUUUAUUUGUUGGAAGAGUCUGAAGCCUCUGAGGGUGGGAAAUAUUCAAAAUUGUAGUGUAAUUGUUUCAUGAAUUAAUAAUGUAGUAGAUAAAGUCCAUCUUCCAUCGUGGACCUGAUUAUUCCAGUGAAGAUCCAUGUUGUCUCACUCUUUGAAGAAGAGCUCUCACUAUGUUCCAAAGCAAUGCUUUUUUAAACCAAGCUUGUUUAUAAAUAUAAAUAUAUAUAUAUACAUGUCUGUGUGUACGCAAAUAUAUGUCUGCACAUAUAUGUACACAUGCACACACUUACACUGAACUGUGACUGUUCCUUGUCUCAAAACAUCAUCUGUGGGAAUGAGACAGGAGAGAGAAGGGAAUUACUAAAAAUAGACAGGAAAUAUCUUCUGAUUUUAAUUCAGAAAUGGCUAAAAAGCAUGCUAGUCUUUUCUUGAAAACAGCAUCAUCCCUUCUUCUUGGUAUUUUAACAAUGCUGCUGUACAUAGCACUUUUUGGAUGAAUUUUACUAUUUCUGUAUUGCACUGCCAUGCAAAAUUUUCAAUUAUAUGUUUUAAAACAAAAGAGAUAUUUAAUUUUUUAGAUAGACAUAUUUAGAAUUAAAUACCAACCUAAGCAGAAUAAUAAUUUUUCCUCCCCUUUUUUUAAACUUUUUAUUUUUAAUGACGUUGUGCCCCCCCCCCCCCAGUUAUGUCAUUUAUUAUAGAUGUACAUUUUAUCAGUGAUGGAGAAGAAUGUUUACUGAGAUGCAUUUUAAAGAGAAGCAGAGGUUUAAUUUUAUUUCAGGCUGCAUAGAGUCCCUAUUAUUGAGAAGAUAUUUUGCUUUUGUUUGUAACGACUCUUUUGUGUAUAUUGCAAAAUCUAAAUAUUUGUUUGUAAAACCACCUUACACUACUAAAAUAAACAUAUUUAACCUUCCA